Drosophila albomicans is the source of this 1414-nucleotide messenger RNA. RefSeq lists its product as uncharacterized. The transcript has 2 exons. The record is from RefSeq and is a predicted model, not a curated record. NCBI's taxonomy places the organism in Eukaryota, Metazoa, Arthropoda, Insecta, Diptera, Drosophilidae. Bases 175 to 1137 code for a protein of 320 amino acids. Gene Ontology annotation, molecular function: nucleic acid binding; zinc ion binding.
ACAGAGGCAACAAAAACAACAGCCGCUGCCGUCGACGUUGCCGUGUGGUGGUUAGAGCAGACCAGACUGAGAGCCCUGAGCGCUGCUGCAGCGCCGCAAUCACGUCAAUUAAUGGUCAACUAGUAAUUGAAAAAAGUAAGAAAAGCGCUUAGCAGAAAAUCAAAGGGACAAGCCAUGAACUUUCCGCUGGCCAACUCCAACAAGGAUACGCUGCGAGCGGCGUGCAAAAAAUGCGGCUACGCUGGUCACCUGACCUAUCAAUGCCGCAAUUUUCUCAAGGUGGAUCCAAACAAAGAGAUAUUGCUGGAUGUGGAGAGCACAAGUUCCGAUUCGGAGCUUGAUUAUUUGACGCCGCUAACCGAGCUGCGCGCUCAGGAGCUGAAAAGCGGCGGCAGCGGCGUCGACGUCGCAGCUGCGACAACGACGACAACAACAACAACAACAGCAAGCAAAGAGAGUAAGACAGAUAAGAACAACAAAGCAAGCAAGAAGAGUAACAACGAUAGAUCAGCAACAACAGCGGAUAGGAAACAAACAAAAACGGAGCGACACAAGAAGCGUAAGAAAAAGAGCAAGAAGCACAAGAAGAGCAGCUCGAAGGACAUCAACAAACUGGCGACAACAACAAGCAAACGCAUUGCAAAGAAACACAAAAACAAAAAAAAGAAGAGCAGCAGCAGCAACAACAAUCACAAGAGCAGCAGCAGCAGCAAGAAAUCAAAACGUCGCCGCACAAGUAGCUCCUCCUCUUCCUCCUCCGACGACGAUGACGAUGAUGACGACGACGACAGCAGCUCGUCAUCGUCAACAACUGCCUCAUCAACUGCCUCAUCAUCGUCAUCCUCAUCAUCUGACAGCGAUUCAUCGUCGGAUGAUGAUUCAAGCAGCGAUUCCAGCGACAAUGAAGAGUCGAGCACCAGCGAAUCGGAUGAAUAUGGACGCAAAAAGAAGCGUUUGGGCAAAUACAAGCGCAAAGCGGAAGCCGCUGCUCCGCGUCGCAAGAAGCCAAAGGCGAAGCGUCGACGUCAUCGUGUCAGCGGUGGCGGCGCCUCAAAUGCCGCAUCCGCCUCCAAAGCGGGGGGAGCAGCAGGCACCAGCAGUUACCUCAGCAGCCUCAGCGAUAGCAGCACCUACUAAAGCUACACUUUUGGACUCCCAAACUCUUUAGGCUAGUGUUUAUUAGACGAAACGAUAAUUCACAAACAUCAGCAGCAGCAGCAGCGAGCACUUCCUUUUGCAUCUCCCGACAUCCAAGAUCCUUAUCCAAACCCUCUGCUCUGCUCGUGUCUCUUCCGCAUCCAAAGUAGCAAAGAGUUCUAUGCAACAAACAACAUCAACAACCACAACAACAACAACUCGACAUUAGACUUCUCUUAGUGUUUUAAGAUAAAACUCCUGUUUUAUGAUUUUUGCA